This is a messenger RNA of Ruditapes philippinarum (Manila clam), 2758 nucleotides long. RefSeq names its product carbohydrate sulfotransferase 15-like. The annotation marks the transcript as partial. The record is from RefSeq and is a predicted model, not a curated record. The transcript has 5 exons. Gene Ontology annotation, molecular function: N-acetylgalactosamine 4-sulfate 6-O-sulfotransferase activity. Gene Ontology annotation, biological process: hexose biosynthetic process. NCBI's taxonomy places the organism in Eukaryota, Metazoa, Mollusca, Bivalvia, Venerida, Veneridae.
GAAAAUCACAGCGUCUUUCAGAGAUAUCUUAACUUAUACAAUCGUGCCGUUAAAGAAGAUGUUUUAAACUCAAAUCAAACAGAUGGAACCUUCAACGGAAUUUUUGGUGAUUUCAGUAGUACAUAUUGGGACAACAGAAAGCUGCUUAAGAAUUGGACUGGUAAGAAAGGAACUAACCCUCCAUAUACUCUUGCUGAUGUCAUAUACAACCUGAAUCCGAACACAAAAAUUAUAUUUUUGUUGAGAAACCCAGUUCAAAGACUUUAUUCUGAAUACUUAUUUUUUAAAAGAGGGGAGAAAAAAAGUGUUGACGUUUUUCACGCAAAGGUCGAAGCCGCAAUACGGAGACACUUGAACUGUUUAAAGAGACAUUGUCUGCGUUACUGUUCAUAUUUUUAUUUCGACGGGGGAAUUCGACUAGAAGUUUCACUUUACCAUGUGUAUGUAGAAGACUACUUGCGUGUUCUUCCGCGAGACCAGGUUAAGAUAGUAAAGACAGACAAUUUUUCUACCAAUAUGAGAACUGUUGUAACAGAUGUAUUUAGAUUUUUAGAUACUGAAAUACCAUCUGAAGAAACUUUGACAACUAUUUGUUCUAUUGGCAAGAAAAAUACAAACAUAAAGAAAUAUGAAGAGGCUGGUCCGAUGUUGCCUGCGACAAACCGACUUUUAUCGGACUUUUAUAAACCACACAAUGAGAAGCUUAGUUUGCUCUUAAAAGAAACUAUUGACCUGGAUUAAAUGUAUAGUAUAAUUGUGAAAAUUAUUUAAUUAAUCUACACAAAUGUACGAGUAACCCGUACUGUGUUUACAUUCAAAGGUAACCAUAUAAUCAUAACAGUCAGACUUAGCUUCCCAUUACAAUAUAAAUGCAGGUAAAAUAAUAAGCCGUCUAAGACUUUGUUAAAACGUAUAAACAUACAUAUUGAAGCCAAAUAUUAUAAUCACCUACAUUUGAUAGAUUUCAAUGUUUUUAAUUUGUCAAGUUGUUAAGAAUUCGGGCUUGCCUUUAGCGCAUAAAACAUUUUAAACCCAUUAUUUACCCCCACCCCGAAAGUUAUAAUUUCAUUACAAUACAAAAAUGUUAAUGUAAGUCUCAUCUCAUGAAUUAUCAAUAUCGAAUCAAAAUAACUGUAACUCUGCAAAAAUUAUAUAGUUUCAUAUAAAUUUAUCUAUAUGAAAACAAAUUAAUUACAUCAAUAUUGCGCAGUAUCUUCAAUCAAUAUAUAUGUAACAUGUAGACAAUUCAAUACACAUUGGUACUUGGAUGGAGUUCCAAAAAUAGUUGAAACUAGUAGAAAGAAAACUGAUUAUAAAAUAGGAUAUAUUGUAUUAUUAUUUUGUCUUAAACUACCAAAUGAUGCCUCCUUUUUAGCUUCCUCGCAGUACACACUCUUAAAACAGUUGAUGUUCAAACAGAAAAUGUUAAAAACAUGUAAAAUAUGCUCAAAAACUAUCGAUCAAUCCUGUAAAAUUUCAUUGAAAAUGCUUUAGUGGUAUAACAAAAGUAGUCUAGACAAAUUUCAAAAAUAAAAUCAUAAAAGAGCCAAAAUACAACGACACAAAAAUGUUGAUGAUGUACAACUAGAAAUCUUUAUCAUUCUCCCAAAGUGUUGAUGGGAUUGCACCAGUAGUUUCUUUGGAGUAGUCCAGGCAAAAUUCUAUGUAGCUGGCAACACAAAAAUACCUUUUUAUUCAAGGGCAAUACCACAGCCAAAAUCAUUGAAGUAUAACUCUUGUGUAUUAUGAACAAGUACUUGACCAAUACCAAUUAAUCCUCUUAAGUUUCAUUGAAAUUGCAUUAGUCAUAUAAAACAUGAGGUUUUUAAGUAACACAGAGAGAAAUAUGCAGCUGGACUAAGACUCAGAAAGAACUGUAGCAACCGACGUUUAAUAAUGCAUUCCAGAAUAAACAAGGAUAUUUCAAAUGCCCUUUUCCGGUGGUCGACCUUAUCGCACUUUUUCAGCAACAAAUUUAUAUGCAGAGGGAAAUAGUAGAGAGCUGACAUAUUGGAACAAUACCCCUAUAUCUUACACCUCAGAGGAAUUGCAUUUUACCUGUGCACGUUUGAUUAUUUAAGUAUAAUAGAAAACUUAUAAAAAAUUAAUAAGCAUAUCUUGAACUUAAUUCUAAAGUAUAAAUGUAGUGUUAAGCUUAUGUUUUGUUUAUUAUACACUUUUGAAACAAAAAAAAAAUAUUUGGAAGUAUUGAUGAAUUGAAAUGCGCAUUUUCAUUGUAUAUAUUUCUAUAUUAUAAGUUUACUUUAACUGCAGUGUAACAUAUUUUCCGUACUUUCACUGGUGUUGUUAAAUAGGAAUGUAAUUGAUAAAACAUUUUAAAACAGAGAAAAAUAUGAUAAACAGAAAAUGCAUUAUUUUUCCAAAAUUAACGGGAUUUAUCUUCAUUAUCAUAGUAGUUCCGUUUGUUUUACUUUAAGAAUUUAUUAUGUAUUACAGUGACAUUAUUUUCGUAUUGUCACUGGUGCUUCGCCGGAUUAAAUUAUUGUAAAGUCAGCUAAAUCACAGAAAUAUAGGGUAGUAUUCCAAAUGCCAAACAAAAGAAAAAUGUUAACAAUAAACAGAAAAUUAAUUUUGUUUCAUUGUGGCAUGAAAUAUUUGAUAUUUCACUCGUAUUUUCAUACUAGUUUUGUUUAUUGAAAAUAACUGAAACAUCACCUAUUUAAACGUCUAAUAUCGUUUCUUUAACUUUUUUUUUUAGAAAUGAAAAAUAUGUCGUCACUUACCUUGUAUUUCUAAC